Messenger RNA from Ruditapes philippinarum (Manila clam), 1106 nucleotides. Its product is annotated as cytochrome c oxidase subunit 4 isoform 1, mitochondrial-like. The transcript has 5 exons. Bases 155 to 793 code for a protein of 212 amino acids. Lineage: Eukaryota; Metazoa; Mollusca; Bivalvia; Venerida; Veneridae. The record is from RefSeq and is a predicted model, not a curated record. Gene Ontology annotation, biological process: mitochondrial electron transport, cytochrome c to oxygen.
GCUAAAAUGGCGCUGUAUAUGAAACAAAACUUUAGAAAAAUAGAAGUUAUAGUUGUAGAACAUUGUUCCGAAGAAAAUCCGUUAUAUUUCUGCUAACAAUUACAUUCAAGCCGACCUUUCGUUGUCCUUCGGCCAUACUUCUGUUCCGCAAAGGAUGUUGAGUAAAUCGGCAGUCACAGCUGUUAAAAAGGUUGGCCUUGUCAACCAGCGGGCCUUUUCACUAUGUAGGGUACUGAAUUCAGAAGUGGUUGGCGCCUUUGGAGUUGAAGAUGCUAAAUCAAAAACUAUAGACUUGAGAGCUCUAGAACCUAGUGAACUUACACAAGAAAUCAAGGAUGAGUACUUUCCACAAAUAGGGAACAGAGAUAUUGUUGGGCCAAGUCACAGUGUGAACUAUGAUUACUUUGAUACCCCUGAUUUCCCUAUGCCAAGUGUACGCUUCGCUUCAAACACUCCAGAAGUGCUGGCACUAAGAAAGAAAGAAAAGGGUGACUGGAAACAACUGACCUUGGAAGAGAAAAAGCAAUUGUAUAGAAAUACAUUCUGCCAAACAUACGCAGAGAUGACGGCACCAACGGCUGAUUGGAAGAGGAUCACUGCCCUAUUUUUUUACACAAUUGCAGCUUCUAUACUCCUCUUCUUAUAUAAUGUAACAUAUUAUGGAAGACGUCCAGUUACAUACGACAGGGAGCAUCAUCAAGCUAUGUUGGCAAGCAUGUUGAUGAAGAAUGUUGGUCGCUACAGUGGUGUCUCGUCCAAGUACGACUUUGAGAAGAAUGAAUGGAAGAAAUAAACAUAUUUGUCUCUUGUAGUUUUUGUUGAUUAUCAAUUUAUAUAGAAAUUUUUACAGGGACAUAGUGAUUUUGUGAUAUAACUUUGUUUUGGUGUUUUGUUUUAAAAGCCUUAUACCAGAUUUUUUCUAUACUUAAAAGAAAGCAGUACCAACAAGCUCCCAUAAAAAAAGUUUAAAAAUUUUUAUGUGAAAAUUGUGACAGUUAUGUCGGGGAUAAAAAAAUGGAUUACCUCACAUUUAUGUAAUAUAUGCACUACUAAAUGAUUUUGAAGCAGCUAGCAUUUAAAAAGAAGUAAAAUGUGAUGUAAUAUGA